AUGGACGAGACCUGUGAAAUGAAAUACAAAGUAAUGGACAGCCCUCUGGGGAAGAUGGAGAUCUCUGGUUGUGAGCAGGGUCUGCAUGGGAUAAAGCUGCAUGGCUGGAAGACCCCAGACACUGGGCCGGCGGAGGCCGCCACUCCCACUGAGCAGCUCGGAGGUCCCGGGGCAGUGCCGGAGCCCCUGCUGCAGUGCGCGGCCUGGCUGGAUGCCUAUUUCCGCGAGCCCUUGGUCCUCGAGGGGCUCCCCGUGCCCGUGCUGCACCAUCCCAUCUUCCAGAAAGAGUCAUUCACCAGACAGGUGUUAUGGAAGCUGCUGAAGCUUGUGAAAUUCGGAGAAACGGUUUCUUACCAGCAAUUAGCAGCCCUGGCGGGCAACCCCAGAGCAGCGCGGGCCGUGGGAGGAGCCAUGAGGAGCAACCCUAUCCCCAUCCUCAUCCCAUGCCAUCGAGUGGUCUGCAGCAGCGGGGCCGUGGGCAACUACUCUGGAGGCGUGGGUGUGAAGGAGUGGCUGCUGGCCCACGAGGGCAGUCCCGCGGGGAAAGCGGCCCGUGGAGGGGGCUCCCGUGCCGCCGAAUCCUGGCGCGGGGCCCUGGGUGGCACUGCCAGCUCCCAGCCCGCUGGCCGAGACUGA
Messenger RNA from Rangifer tarandus platyrhynchus (Svalbard reindeer), 636 nucleotides. NCBI's taxonomy places the organism in Eukaryota, Metazoa, Chordata, Mammalia, Artiodactyla, Cervidae. The record is from the annotation of a GenBank genome assembly.